AUGGCCGCCCAGAACUCAGCAGGCAUCCAAACACUGCUCGAUGCAGAGCGGGAGGCGCAGAAGAUUGUACAGAAAGACCGCACGAAGCGAGUAAAGGACGCCCGAUCAGAAGCCCAAAAGGAGAUCGAGGAAUACAGGAAUAAGAAGGAAGAGGAGUUCAAGGCAUACGAGUCGAAGCACACUUCAGGAAACAAGAAGGCCGAGGAGGAAGCCGAGAAGGAUACGCAAGAGAAGCUGAAGGAAAUCAAGCAGAUCGGGCAGAAGAUCGGGCCCAAAGUCGUCGAGGACUUAUUGAAGGCAGUCAUGGAUGUGCGGCCCGAGGUCCCAAAUCGCUUUGAUCAGCCUGUCGCAUAG
Molecule: messenger RNA, 354 nt
Organism: Pseudocercospora fijiensis CIRAD86
Lineage: Eukaryota; Fungi; Ascomycota; Dothideomycetes; Mycosphaerellales; Mycosphaerellaceae
Exons: 5
Coding region: 1-354 (117 amino acids)
Biological process (GO): proton transmembrane transport
Cellular component (GO): vacuolar proton-transporting V-type ATPase complex
Molecular function (GO): proton-transporting ATPase activity, rotational mechanism
Source: RefSeq, a predicted model, not a curated record